AUGGUCUUUCAGUUAUUUAAUACAUUGUAUAAUAUUAUCUAUGUUGUUUUACACAGCAUUUCAAAAAGUUGGGGCUACUUGACCAUUCUGGCACCACGAAACCUCUUGUAUAUGAGAAGUCACUUCCUGUUUGGCUCAAGAUGUUGGAUGACCCGAUUUUCACCAGAAAUACUCUUCAAAUCAGUUUCAUGUAGGUUUUUUGGUGUGAAGUCUGAUAAUGAAGACAGUGAGCCUUUGAAUAGACUACUGAAUAACUUACUUACUAUGGGAGUAGAUGUUGAUAUGGCGAAGAAACGACAGCCCGGGGUUUUUAAUAGGACAGGUAUUAGUGAGCAGGACCUGAAGAUGUUCCUUCUGUCCAAAGGAGCUAGCCAAGAAGUGAUUGCUAGCAUCAUAUCAAGAUAUCCACGAGCCUUAACACGCUCAACUGAAAAUCUUUCAAAACGGUGGGAUUUGUGGAGGACAAUUAUGACAUCCGACCUUGAAAUUCUAGAUAUUUUGGAACGUUCUCCUGAAUCGUUUUUUCGGUCCCCAAACAACGUAAGCCUAGAAAAUAAUAUAAAGUUUCUCUACUCAGUUGGAUUGACCCGGAAGUGCCUUUGUCGAUUGUUGAGCAGUGCCCCACGUACCUUCUCCAAUAGUCUUAAUUUGAAUAAACAGAUGGUUGAAUUUUUGCAGGAAGUAUGUUUGUCCUUAGGUCACAGUCAACCCAUAGAUUUUGUCAGGAAAAUAAUUUUAAAAAACCCUUUCAUCUUAAUUCAGAGCACCAAACGGAUAAGAGCUAACAUUAGGUUUUUACAGUCCACUUUCAACCUGAACAAUGAGGAGAUGCUUGCUCUGAUAUGUGGUCCAGGAGCUGACCUCCUAGACCUUUCCAAUGACUGUGCCAAAAGGAACUACACAAAUAUCAAAGAGAAGCUGUGUUCUCUCGGGUGCACUGAACAGGAGGUUCAGAAGUUUGUCUUGAGUUAUCUGGAUGUGCUCUUCCUGGGAGAGAAAAAGUUUAAUGAAAAAAUAGACUGCCUCAUAGAAGAAAAAAUUAGCAUUUUACAAAUAAUUGAGAAUCCUCGGAUUCUGGAUUCAAGCAUAAGUACUUUAAAAAGUCGAAUCAAAGAAUUGGUAGAUGCUGGCUAUAACUUGAGUAUAUCAAACAUCUCUCUUCUGUCUUGGAGUCAGAAAAGAUACAAAGCUAAGUUGAAAAUGUUAAACAUGCGAUAG
Molecule: messenger RNA, 1218 nt
Organism: Pipistrellus nathusii (Nathusius's pipistrelle)
Lineage: Eukaryota; Metazoa; Chordata; Mammalia; Chiroptera; Vespertilionidae
Source: the annotation of a GenBank genome assembly